AAACACGGAAACCAUAAAGUAAUUGUAUAAUAAUAAAAUAUUUUCAUUUAUUCAAAAUGUUUUAGUGUGCACAAGCGUUUCAGUCAGCUUGACCCAGAGACUGUACGACUGGACAAGAAUGCAAAGUUACCAAUGAGAAAAAUACUUACUUUGCCUGAACUGCAUGUAAGAGAUCGAUUACUUUAUGAAUGAUUAUCAAGAGGCAAAUAAUUAUCAUAAAAUUAACCAAAUGUGGGUUACAGUGCUAAUAUAUGAACAACCCCUUAUUUCUGGUUAUACUUGCAGGUGAAUCCAUUUCGAGACCGUAUCUGCAAGGUGUUUUCCUCGUCUGGUGAUGGAGCACUAACAUUUGAAGAUUUUCUUGAUAUGAUGUCAGUGUUUAGUGAGGCUGUAAGUGCAUACAUGCAUGAUCUUAUCUAAUAACUGGAGUGUUUCAUCUUAGGAAAAUGUUCAUAAAGAAGCUAGCAGUCAGGAGAUCUUUGAUUGAAUAAUACUUGUAUUCAAGCAAAAAUAAAUAGUACCUUCAAUAACAGUGCUUACAUAAUAUUACGUACUAUACCCUAUUUUCAUUGGUGAAUUUGACAAUAUAUUUUGUACUGAUUAUGUAGGCCCCAAAGAGUGUGAAAGUGGAGUAUGCAUUCAGAAUAUAUGGUAUGAAUUAUUAUAAAACAACAACAUAAAACAUUCAUGUUGCUCAGAGGUACUCGGGCAUGGCAAUACUGCCCACACUCUAUUGUGUCUAGAAAUUUGACAAUCCUUUGUUCAUAUCUUUCUUAGAUUUCAAUGAGGAUGACUAUAUAUGUGAAAAUGACUUGAAGAAAAUGAUCACAAAACUUUGUGGAGAACAAAGACUGACUGAAGAUAGCAUUCAAAACGUGAUUGACAAAGUAUGCAUAAACAUUUUUUGCUACUUUAAAACUACAAAAGUGAUUGGAAACCAUAUUAAAUACAAUGUUAGACAAGCUAACGACUUUUUUACUCUUUUACAGAUAUUUAUUGAGGCAGAUUUGGAUGAGGACAAUCAACUUUCAUUUGCUGAAUUUGAACAUGUUAUAUCUAAAGCUCCAGAUUUUGUCGAGUAUGAUUUAAAACUCUUCUUUCAAGUGCCCUUAGGCCAUUUUUCCUUUCAAAACUGAGGAGACACUGGGGGGGGGGCAUAAUAAAAUAUACCAAAUCUGUGGCAUUCAGAUUAUCAUAAAACAUCUCUAAAAUGCCUGAAAUAGCAUUUUGAUUAGACCCCCCACACACACACUGACCUACACCCCCGCUCACUUACACCCCACCCCCACUCGCCCCCACCCCCACUCACCUACACCUCCCACUCACCUACACACCCCACUCACCUACACCUCCCACUCACCCACACACCCCACUCACCUACACCAGCCCCCACUCACCUACACCCCCACUCACCUACACCCCUGUAUUUUGGGCCAACUGUUCUCUCCAAUAUAAAUUGACUCCUAUAAGCAAACCUUCAAUAACUGGAAAACAUGAAUCAUUCUCAUAUAGACAAUGACAUUGAUCCUUUCUUUUUUAGCGCAUUUCGUAUCAGAAUGUAAUGGAUUGGAAAUAAAUGAACACUUUGUAUCUUGUAAAAUAGACUAUUUUUGUAUGAAAGUUUCCGUGACCAAACUAUGCAUAGCAAAGUCAUUGUCUUCGCAACCUGGAAACAAGUUUGAGAUGGAAAGGAUAUCUUAAAAAUCCAGUUUAUAUAUAUGUUACUUAAUUUAAAGGCUCAGUUCAGCCUUUUGAAUGAUGGUUUUUAAGGCGCAUUACAACCCUUUUAAUCGAAACUAGGAAAAUCAAUUAAGCAUAAUUCAAAAUCAGUGAACUCAAUGUUUUUAACAUUAAAAAUGUUAAAAAAAUGUUUAAAAAUAUUGAGAUCACUGAUCUUGAAUUAUGCUUAAUUGAUUUUUCUAGUUAGUUUUUUCGAUUAAAAAAAGAGUUGUAAUGCGCCUUAAAACCCAUCAUUCAAAAGGCCGAACUGUGCUUUAACUAUCGACAUUGUUAAUAUCAUUGGACAUUGACCAUGUAUAUUUUGUAAGAAAUAAAAUGUUUGUUAAAAACUGUAUUUAUAGUUUAUUUAAUCUAAAUAAAGUUGAGAACAUUGUAUUUUUUGCGCGGUAUUUCCACUAUUAACGCACUUACGCACAGAAAGCCUUUUCGUCUUACUGAAAAAAAUAUUGCAUUUUUUGUAACAGCUCCUGGUUAGGUGUGAUAAAUGUAUAAAAUCCACACUCGAAAUUUCUAUCCGACAAUUAUGGUGCACUAUUUACCCAUACAACACAGUACUAUUUACCCAUACUAUGCAAGUCACACAACGAAGAUACACCUGAAUGGCGUUGGACCCCCAUUUUAUCAAAGGACCAAAAGUGCCCUUUUUUGAUGAAAAGUUAUAAUGAGCUAAUGUCGCUAUAAUUCCUAUAAAUAACAUUGAAGGUGCCCUUUUUGUUUUCGAUGUUUUUAAAACAUUUUAGUCAAUAACGUCCAUUGCACCUUCCAAAUCUUUUGAUCAGUUCCUACGCCCAAUUCUAAGCAGGAGUAGAGCUAGAGGAUGCAGAGGUUUCACCGGUUGGAGUGAAGAUUUUUGGGUCUAAUAGUAAAUAACAGGCUAACUUUAACUUGUCUAACUUGUACAUGAUAGAAAUAAAACUAGCCCGACCUGAAAAUCGCCGUACUCUCCCAUGCAUCACAAAUGUCGACCCAUCCAUCGGCGUCGCUUUCAACAUGGCAAGUUUACUUAUAUCUUAUCGAAGAUUCUUGCUAAAAUAUAGAUGAAAAUGUGUCAAGAAACAAACAUAAACUCUGCCCAUUGAAUAAAAUACUGUAUGUUAAACGAAAAUCGAUAAAAUUGUAAGGCAAAAGCGAAGAAAUUUCACCAGAAGUCGGGCUCAUUUCAAUUCAUGAACAGUUCGCUUUAGAAAGAAAUCAAGUAUAUUGUCUGAAGUUAAUAUGGCUAUUAAUGUAUUUACCUUUCGUUCGAACACGAGUAAUUCAACUUCAAAGCAAGCCAUUUUGUACUUCUUUGUCGCUUUUAACUUCCAAUUUCAAGUUCUUUACAAGUCUUAAAAGUACUUCUUUCCCCAAGCAACUCGCUUAUUAGUAAAAAAUUUCAUCGGAAUGCAUCUUUCAGAGAAUACAGGGUUCUGGUUGGUGGAUAUUUACAAGAGUCACCCUGAUUGGUCAAACAAGCUCUACACGAUUGGUUUUUAUUCCCAUGGGAAUUCAAUGUGAGACCAACUGUGCGAGACCUUGCAUACAUUAACUGCUCAUAAAUAUUCACUAAAUUUAUAAACGCUUUUAUACUUUUACUGUGAUCACAGAAACUUUGAUAAUAUAAACCAGGGGGAUUUUCAGCAAGGAUUUUCUGCUUGAGCUGGAACUUUUUAUAGAAUUUUAAAUUUUAAAGGUAUUUUUCUUUGCUUUUUCUUGGCAAAUUCUUUCCGUUUUUGUGCGAACCCCCCUCCCCCCGGAUAGUUCGUCAAUACAUAUCAGUGACAAUUUUUGCUGCAAUUUCUUCUAGUACAAGUUUCUUCUUGGGAUGCAUGUGAACAAGGGGAGUUAGGAAUGUUCUGAGUGGAUGUAUCUUUUAUCUGAACAUCCACAAUUCCUCCACUCAGAAAACGAUAAUUGCAAAAACUGCCUGUGUAAAUGGGCCUCAAACUAAAACAUUCUGCCCUUAUGCCACAUAUCCCCUGCUCUUAUGUAAGGCCUUAAAAAAUAAUCUAACCACAAAUAAACACCAGCCAACAACAUUGUUCUACAAAUAUACCAUAUUACUACAAACAAAACUUACAUAAAAGACAAAAUAAUUCAAUGAUAUAAUAACAAGUGGAAUCAAAUUUCUUAUGUUAUCACAAAUUAGUUUCGUAUGCAAAAUCUACUUGGUUAAAUAUUUAUAUUUUUCACAUUUUCUAUAUAAUUAUAACAUCGUAUUUUAAGAUGCUGUAUUGAAGGGUAUGAACAUUUGAUUGAUCGUAAAAAGGGGAUGUUUUUGGUUUAAUUUCAACGUAAUUGGAAUUCUAUGAUGCUACGGACGUUGUUCAAGCAUUGCAACAAUUCACUUUUUUCUUGUCAGAGUCUGUUGUGGGCGCAACAUAAAUCGUCUGUACGUUGUUGCUAGGGUGGUUGCUUGAAGGAGUAUCACUGAUUUGUUUCUGUGAUACAAUGUGAUAGAUUUCUGCAAAAUAGAUUAGAGAAAGUUGGUCAGCACAUGUACUAUGAACUAGAGCCCAUACUAUAGAGCCUUGUGAUCGAGUAUCAAAAUCAAAUUCUUAUCAACAGGGUUUGUACAUGUCAGAGAAAGUCAAAUUCAAGAACUUUUCAAGGACAUUCAAGGCCAUGUAUCAGCAAAUUCAAUGACUAAAUACUGAAGAGAAGGGGUUAGAAAUCAGUAAAAUCUGACGUUGAAUUGUUCAACACGCAACUUUAAUGAAUUUCAAACAGCUUUCUCAGAUAUAAACAAACAAAAUCAAUUCAACAAAAUGUCCGUUUUGAAUGUCAAACAAUUUCAGAAAAUAUCCAUAAACUAAAGCAAGAAGAAUUUAAGGACUCUCAAGCACUUCUUUAUAAAUUCCAAGACAUUCAAGGCCUUGAAUUAUUGUUUUCAAAUUCAAGAACAUUCAGUUCUUUCAAGUUACAAACUCUGUAUCAAGAUAUUUAUAAAAUAGUUAAGAGAGAUGGUGUAAACAUGUUACUUGUUAUAAGAUAAUUGAAGAUUGUAAAGUCUCAAUAACAAAAUCAAUGCUGCAUAGCGAACAUACUUUUGAUAAGGGUAUAUCCAACUAGAACACAACGAUUAUCUGUAAAAUAAUAAUCUGAUGAAGUAAAGAGCUUUACCUGUUAAAAUAUUUUGGAAAGCUUGUUCAACAUUUGUUGAAUCUACGAUUGACGUCUCAAUAAAAGAUAGACUGUUCUUUUCUAAAAAAAAUACAACUGAAUUGUAAGUUAUAAACCUACAUAUUGGCUCCAUCUAUAUUAUGAUGGUUUUAUUCGGCAUAUUUUCACAACUAAACAAUGGAAAAGUUUGUUUGAGGAUCCCAGUUAUAAGUCACACUUAUAUUAAAAGAUGAUCAAUCAGAAGGUAUCUUGCUGAAUAAAUAAUCUAUAUUAGGGCGAGGCAGUUAUGGUAAAAAAAACAUCUGGAAAAAACCUGGCAUACUCAGAUGAUUGUCAAGUGGAAAUCUGAAGCAAAUUACCUGCGAAGGCUUUAGCCUCGUCAGUUGGGACCUCCCUAAGAUGCUGCGGAUCACAUUCAUUGCCAACUAACAUGAUGACAAUAUUACUGUCAGCAUGGUCUCGUAGCUCCUUCAGCCAUCUUUCCACACCCUCAUAUGUCGAACGUUUUGCAAUAUUAUACACUAACAAUGCACCCGCUGCAUAACGAAAAUACCUGUGGAAAUUAGAGUACAUACAUUACAGGGGCCGGUUGUUCAAAUUUGGAUUAGCACUAACCAAUUUAACCCGCUGUUUUAGUUUAUGUAUUUCUGCACGUCUAUAAGGUCUAUUUGUUUUAAAAGUUCAGAGAAGAAAACUCCAUCCAGACAAGAUUUUUAAAGAAAUAUUUCCUAAGUACAUUAAGCAACAUUUUCGUUUUUCACUUUAGCCUAUCAAGCUGCAUUAUGGCCGAUAAUUUGUCAUUCUACCAGGAAGAAGCGCUUUCCAAUUCGCCACGCGUCGCCCGCGCGUGCUCACAAAGAUGACUGGGGACGACUCGUCGGAUACUUAUUUUUAUUAUACUUUUGUGCAACACGGCAAAAACAAUUGAAAGAUUAUUGCUUUUAACUAUACAACAAUGAAUUUCCAAAAUAUGUACUGUAGGUAUGAUUUUGUGAGCUUUGAUUUAAUGUAAAAUUUAACCCUGAAUCGCUUCGUAAAAUGUUUUGAAAUGUACUUCAUUUUAAUAACUAAACUGUUUUGCCGAUGAACUGUUUUUACUUCAAACUGUUAGUAAUUUCAGUCUUCAAAUUAAUUUGCUCUCCUUUAGAUUUACUUAUAUUAGUUCUUCUUCUUCAAUGCGAAGCGCCGUUCCGGGCGUUAGCCCGGGGCGAGGAUACUAAUUCCACCCGGCUAUUUACAGCCUCCCGGGGAAAGGAAAGCAUUAGCGAAGUCUAAAGUUCAUAAAUGAUCGCGGGCGCGUGACUAUGGUUCAUGGGUGGGCCUCCUCUCACUGAUCUCAAAAAUAUGGCUGUUUGUCAGGAGUGGGAUAAGCACACACUGAGGAUAUUAAAGCAAGAUUUCAAUUUUCAAAUGCAUAUAUUUGGAAAAUUACGUUUCACACAAUUUAAGCUUUGAAGCAAUUUUUGUUUGAAGAAAUGAGAAAAAUUGAUUUACUACAUGAAAACGAGGCUCCUGCGCUGCCCAGGGGGAGCCUCGUUUUCGUGUUAAAGCUUAUUUGCACAUUUAUUGGUAAAAAUCCAAAAUUCUUUUUUAUGAUUGUGUUGAAGAAGAAUGUUCUGUUUUUCUCCCCAUAGCCCGUGAAAGGGAAAUUGAAAUCCAUUCCAAUUAAGGUGGUCCUAAGGGUGUAUUAAUUUAAAUCACUUUUAUCUAUAACAUUUACCGGUAGUACGUUAUUUUGUGCCAUUCUUUCACUAUAGUAUAUCAUCGUCAUUUAAAAAGCUCAUUAAUAAUUCAUGACGAAUUCUCGCCUUCAGCUCCAGUUUGUAUAUCAGAUAAAGAUCGGCUGCUCAUGUUUUAACAAAAACAUAAACAAAAGUAUAUAGUAUUAAGACUAUUAAUAAAACGUAGUAAUAUUUAUUAAAAUUAGCUAGGCUUGGAGAAAGUCUCCCCCCCCCCCCCGAAUGAUUUAAGGUAAGAUGCUCGUUAAUAUUCUGAACAUUAAUUAAUGCCAAGUUUCAAGUCUCGCUCGCUUUUCCAUUUCAAGUUCAAAACUGAUCUCAUAAUAAACUGGAUAGACCCUAGUCUACACACGUAAAAACACACAAGUUGUAACAAACCUGCAGCAGACUUGUUGCACUUGUCAAGAUGUGUUCGCACUGCUUGUUCCCAGCUUGUUGACAUGUUGUCAAUGGCUUGUUGGCAUGUUGUCAAUGGCUUGUUGACAACUUGCUGCAAGGUUGUUGAGCUCAACAGACUUGUUACAAGUUGUUCCAACAACUUGUUAUUGUCUUGCAAUUCAAUAAUUUGUCAACAAGUUGUGAGUGACAACCUUGUAGCAACUGGAUAAAAUAACAGCAUUGUUACAACUUGUUGACAAGCUUGCUACAAGCCUGUUGCAAACACAUCUUGUUGACAAGUUGUGAGAUUUGUCUGCACUGUGGUAGAAAGCAGAAUCUAUUUGUUGAUAGACUCUUCACCCUUGCACAUCACAAUAAGUAGCAUUUUACACCCGAACCAACUAAAUAUUGAAACUAAUUAAUUGAUAUAAGACCAGUCUUGACAUGAUUUUAUGUUCAACUCAUAAAAAGGCCCUGCUUACAAAAUGGCCUGAUGCCUAAAUAAACACACUAAAUAAAACUAUAUAAUACAAUGAAUUACUUACUGCCUAGUCACUGACAUGUAGCUUUCUUGCCCAGCUAAAAACACAAUUCAUAAAACAGAAAUCAUAUUAGCAAGUAGUAAAAGGUUGUCUGCACAAAAUAUUUGCCAAGGAUCAAUACUUGGGCCACUGCUGUUUCUAUUAUAUAUAAAUGAUAUUCAAAACUGCAGUAAAAUAGUUUCUAUUAUUCUAUUUGCAGAUGAUACUAAUGUAUUUUAUAGUCAUACCUGUCUAAAAACACUUAAUGAAGUCAUGCAAAUUAAUAGAAAUCAAUAAAAUAUCGGAUUGGCUGAAUAUAAAUAAAUUAUCUAUAAACACAGCGAAAACUAAAUUUAUGAUAUUUAGAUCAUCGAAGAAAAAACAAAAACAUUGUAACUAUUUCUAUAAAUGAACAAAUAAUUAAGCAAGUUAAAGACACUACAUUUCUAGGCGUUGUUAUUGACGAGUGCUUAACCUGGAAACAACAUAUUAAUUUAAUCUCUAAUAAAAUUAUAAAAGCAUCAAGUAAAAUUUCCAGAAUACGUCAUUUUACUAAUCUUAAUACUCUAAAGCUAGUUUAUUAUGCACUGGUCUAUCCAUAUCUGAUUUAUGGGAACCUAAUCUGGGGUAAUACGUAUAAAACAAGAAUUCAAAAGAUAAUGAAUAUACAAAAGAAAAUUAUGCACAUAACAAUUUCUAAGUCAUACUCUGAACACAUUGAAACUAUUUUCAAACAUUUAGAAAUACUAAACAUUUUUCAAGUGAAUGACUUUUUAACCAGUUUAUUUCUGUUUUGAUAUUUUAACUUAAAAAAUUUACCCGAAGCAUUUACCAACUAUUUCACACUUAGAUGUUCAUCAACACAAUAUAAGGAAAAAAUCACAGCUUCAUAAAUCUUAUAAAAGAACCAAUUAUGUAAAACAUACUCUUUCAAACAAGGGAGUGGAUAUUUGGAAUGGUUUAGAAAAAAUAUAAUUAUAUAAAAAUUUUAGAUCCCUUCAAUCUUUUAAAAAAAUAACUAAAAAGCAGUGCUGUAAGUAACUUCGUUACAAGUAACGAAAUUACAAGUAAUCGUUACUUUUUGAGUAACUGUAACGGUAACUAGUUACCUUUAAAAAUAAGGUAACUGUAACAAGUUACAUUUUGGCCUAAAAUGAAACGAUAACGUGUUACUUUUAUAGCCAAUGUUUAUGUUACUUUUUUCGUUACAUUCUUGCGGUUAAAACUUUACAAUUCACCUCUCAGUUCUCGAAAUUCUCCUCACAGUUUUCUACGACAACGCAUGCUUCAGUGCUUAACACAGUUGAGAGAUCCAUUAGUGGUAAGGUUACAUAACGUUUACAAAUCAUUAACGUCAAUCUGCUGACCACUAAUCAUUACGUUGAAAAAAACUGGGUUUUUUCUUACUUGAAGUAACUUAUAACUAGUUACAAAAAUAUUGAAGUAAUUUUGUAAUGGCAACUAGUUACAUUUUUUUAAGUGUAACUUUUACCAGUAACUAGUUCCUUUUUUGGGACUGUAACUGUAACUAGUUCCAAAAAAUGAGUAACUUUUACAGCACUGCUAAAAAGCACCUCUUGCAAAACUGCAGUAUUUAAUCUUAGACUUAAUAAACUAUUAAACUCCAAUUUCAUGUAUUUUGAACUUUUUGAAGUUUCUAUACGUAUACAUUGCAACUAUAUAUAUAUGUAUAUAUAUGUGUGUAUAUUUAAUUAUAUAUAAUAUAUAUGUUAAUAUGUACUAGCUAGGUAGUGCAUGGUUAUACAUGUAAUUUACAUUGCUACUAUGUAUAAUCAAUUGAACAAUCAACUUUGUAUAUAAGAUUAUAGACUAUAGUUAUUGUUUUGUUUUGAAAGUUUUGAACUGACAAAAUUUAAAUAGUUAAUCCUAAUCUAGGGGCCUUAAUAAAAAGCCUGUUGUUUUUUUUUGGGGAUUAAAAAUAAAAAAUAAAAACAUGGAGUAAAAACACAUCAUUAGGAACUUACCUAACCUGAAAUUCAGGCCCUACCAGAUGGACAGGAAUCCCACAGUUUAGACAGGUUUUGUAUCAGGCCCAUUGAACUAUAAAUAAACUGGAAGGCUAACUGCUAUGAUGAAGGCCUAUGAUUUGAUGAAGCCAAAAUAGUUUUUCUGAGUUAUGAGCAGAAAUACUUGACCCCAAACGUCGGGCUAUAUAUCAAAUUGAAGCUAUUGAAAAUUGCUAUUGAUUGAGCUAGAGACUUCAGCGAAAAAUGUUUAAAAAUGCAAAACAGCUGAAAUGGCAGGUGGUGGUGUGAUUGUGGUUUUCCAAUGUUUCCCUUUUAUUUAAAGUCUUGGGAAUUUUCUGUAAUGGAUUUUUCAAUAAACUCCAAUUAUAUAAUAACGUUCAGUGUUGAUGGCUAUAAUCAGAAAAAACAAAAUACACUCCCCAACCCCCCCCCCCCCCUGAGUUAGCCUUCCAGUUUAUUUAUAGUUCAAUGGUAAGGCCCUAUUUAAAAUUAGGGGCUGAACUUCAGGUUAGAACUUACCAGUAUCCCAAAAUUGACCUUUUAUCAUUUUAUUAUCGACUUGAACGCUUCUAAUCUUAAAGUCUAUGCCCAUAGUGCAUUUUGACUCUAAAUCAUUAAAAUCAAACCCGUUUGGCGUGAACCUUGUCAGCAACUCUGUUUUCCCGACGCCACAAUCUCCAAUUAAAACAACUAUAUACAAAUUUAAGACAAAAUAAAUUCUUGAUACUAAAUCGUACGAUUCAUGCAUUUAAAACUCAGUUCUUGUGCCAAAUUCAAAAUAAUCACCUUUGAAAAAGUAGUCACAUCUCUGCUCCGUUUCCAUAUUAUUUAUAUACGGUGGCCCACAAGUGCAACGUCAAUAAUAAAUCAGAUAUCAACUUAAAUUUCAUAACUUCAAAUUCAAAUUCCUCACUCCAGAUUCAAAAUCAUCACUCUAAAUUCAAAUUCCUCACUUCAAAUUCAAAUUCCUCACUUCAAAUUCAAAUUCAUCACUCUAAAUUCAAAUUCCUCACUCCAGAUUCAUAUUCCUCACUCCUCAAUCUCAAAUAAACUACAAUACUUCAUUUAAGGCCGUUUUCCACUAGGCGAAUUUUUUCGCGCGACGCGAAGCGAAAACCGAAAUCCGGCAACGUGAUUGGUCGGCGAAAAAAUUCGCGGCGAAAAAGUAGGAUCGCUUCCUACUUUUUAUCUGUUCGCGCGAAUAAAUUCGCCUAGUGGAGAACGGGCUUUACACACCGUUAACAGAAUUGAUAGCAAAUUCAAUAGAAGUUACUAUCGCAAGGAAAGUGCUGCCUCAUCCCCAAGGGAUCGAAGGCAGCAUGCGCAAUUUGCUAAAUAAGGGGCUGUUUGCCAAGACGAGAUAUGACACCUCCCACUCAUCACGUCUCUUUAUCCAAAAUUUUGGAUAAAACCCUAUUCUCAUGAAAUCAAUCCUAUACUUGAUAUGCUCGGCAUAUACAGCUAUAAUAUUUCCUGUUGCAAUGAGGGGGUGCGAAUACUUGCAUAAUACAGAAGCAAUGUAUCCAACAUAUGUGUGACACGUGUCAAUCCAAUUCCAUAUGAUCCCGCAUGGACGCAGCCCCACAGAGAUAAUAAGUGUAAAAUAACUAACAACUGGAACGUUUUUUCUUUGUUUGAAAAAGGAAAAUGUCCAUAAUAGAAAUUAAAAUCUGGAGUAGCAUUCCUGGCAAGUAAGAAACAGCGAAUCUUUAAAUUCUUUCAAUAGAAAUUUUCCUGUUAGUCUGACGAAUUAGCUAUUUGACUAUUGUACCAUUUGUUUUGUAAUAUGUAUUUUGUAUUCGUAGUUCUUAAUAUUAUUAGUGAUUUUGUAUUUUAUAUAUUUUUGUAACAGAAAUGAUCUACGCCCCUCUUGGAAAGAAUCUUCGGUUGCAAUCUCGUACCCAGAGUAUGCCCGUUCGCAGGUUAGGUGCUGGAUGCUACGAGAUUGCUUCGGUUGAAGUAAAAUUGUAGUGGGCGUGGCCAAAAUAGAUAUGGAUAAGUCUAAAAUGCAUGAAAUAGCGUUUCAAUUAGACCCCUUGUGCAAACUGUUUCUCUCCAAUAUAAAUUAACCCCUAUAUUAAGCAAACCUUCAAUAACUGCAAAACAUGAAUAAUUUUUUAUAUAGACAAUGACUAUAGGGCCAUUUAUACGGAACAAAAUAAGACGCGACUUACAUAAGACGCGACUUAAGUAAGACGCGAGUUUGUCGUAUAAAAGGUACAAAAUUCUUAUGUAAGACGCGUCUUGGAUAAGACGCGUCUUACAUAAGAACAGGUCUUUUAGCUGUUCUUAUUUAAGUCGCGUCUUAAAUAAGAAAUUUUGGGCAAAAAGUCUGACUACACAUGCCAGAAACUUGAAACAACGUAAAAUUAUUAGCCUUGCAUAUUAAAACAAAAACAACCAAAACAACAUUAUAGCUAUAGCAAAUAAAUAAGACCAAAGCCGUAGAGAACCAUUUAUGCGAUAACUCCGCUUAUUUAAGUCGCGUCUUAUGUAAGUCGCGACUUAUUUUGUUCCGUAUAAAUGGCCCUAUUGUUCCUUUCUUUUUUAGCGCAUUUCGUAUCAGAAUGUAAUGGAUUGGAAAUAAAUGAACACUUUGUAUCUUGUAAAAUAG
Paramuricea clavata is the source of this 12082-nucleotide messenger RNA. Lineage: Eukaryota; Metazoa; Cnidaria; Anthozoa; Malacalcyonacea; Plexauridae. The record is from the annotation of a GenBank genome assembly.